Mytilus californianus (California mussel) is the source of this 4990-nucleotide messenger RNA. Its product is annotated as adapter molecule Crk-like. Bases 111 to 923 code for a protein of 270 amino acids. The record is from RefSeq and is a predicted model, not a curated record. The transcript is spliced from 8 exons. Gene Ontology annotation, molecular function: protein binding. NCBI's taxonomy places the organism in Eukaryota, Metazoa, Mollusca, Bivalvia, Mytilida, Mytilidae.
UAUACCCGCCAUAUUUGUUUUGGGAACUCGGAAACUUCCUGGAUAAACCACGAAAACAAGUCAAAUGUGACACUUUUUUGGUCUUGACGUUUUAGUCAAAGGUUGCUAACAUGGCAGCAGACUUUGACCCAGAGGAUAAAUAUAGUUGGUACUUCGGUCCACUAAACAGAGAAGAAACCAAUGAAAUAUUGAUACCAGAAAAAGAACCAGGUGUAUUUCUUGUCCGAGAGAGUCAGUCUAUAAGAGGAGAUUUCGUUUUAUGUGUAAAAGAAGAAAAUAAAAUAAGUCAUUAUAUCAUUAACAAGAUUACAAAUGCUGCUGGAAUAACAAGGUUUAGAAUUGGAGAUCAGGAGUUCUCAGAUAUACCUAGUUUAUUAAACUUUUAUAAAACACAUUAUUUAGACACAACAUCGUUAAUAAAACCGGCUAAAAGAGCUAAAUAUGUAGCCAAGUUUGAUUUUACUGGUAAAGACCCUGAAGAUUUACCAUUUAAAAAAGGUGAUGUGUUAGAACUUAUUUCUAAAGAUGAAAAAGAAUGGUGGACUUGUCGUAACAGUCAUGGUGAUGUAGGACAAAUACCUGUUCCUUAUGUAACUAAGGAACAUACUUCAGUCGUAUUUCAGAAGUUUGAUCCUAACAACCCUCCAAUACCUAGUCAGCGACCAAUAUCAGAGCCUCCAGGUUAUAUAGAUCCUCAAAAACCAUCCAUCAAAGAUAUAACUUUACCCGCUAGAGCUCUUGUGAUUCAACAAAGAAUACCAAAUUUAUAUGAUAAAACACAAUUAAAACUUGAGAAAGGAGAUAUAGUACUUGUGACUAAAAUGAAUUCCAAUGGCCAGUGGGAGGGAGAAAUCAAUGGAAGAAAAGGGGUUUUCCCUUUUACACAUGUACGAUUUACGGACAAUGAAAAUAGUACUAGCUAGUAGAUAAUAUAUGUAACUAUGAUUUGUUUUAAAAUCUAUCUUUUAUCAGAAACCAAACUUGUUAUGAUGGAUUUGUCUACAGUAACCAAAAAAACUUACAAUUAUUGACUGUUAUGUAUUGCAAGACAUUUACAGAGUGAGUGGUUUUAAAGGAAAUGUGUAUUUUGUAUUUGAGAGUAUUUUUAGAUGUCUGUUUUUCAUAUUUAUUUCCUAGGGUUUAAGCAAUUUAGAAUAUUUAAUAUAAUUGUUUUUUGAUAUAUAUAACAUGUCAGAUUGUUUAAGAACAUUGUCAGUAACUGUUUUCAUUAAAACCAUUUAUUAUGCUAUACUCAAGUUAUUUCAAUUGGGUAAUUUACAUAAAAAGAGAAGACAAAAUGCAUCAAUAUACUAUUGUCAUAAGGUUUGUUCAUAAAAUCACUUGUAGGUUGAACAUCAUACAUGUAUAUAUUAGAUAUUCAUAUGUGGCAGAACUGGACAGUGAAGCAAAUUUUAAUGUCAAUUCUUAAACUUAAAUUUACAAAUUUUUUUUCUUUAGAGUAUGUCUCAGAUCAUGAUUAUUAAUUGUCUGAAUGAUGCUUUUUUGCCUGCUACAACAUUUUUCUAUUCUUAAAGAAGAUCUGGCAGCCUGCCCCAGUUUUUUCACCGUUGUAAAUAUCAGACAUGUAUAUUGAAUACCAUACAUGUAAAUGAAUCAUUUUAAUGUCUAUUAUCUAAGGAUUUUUUCUUUGUGUUUAAAUCUAGAAACAGAUUGUAUGAACUGAGAUACUGGGGUAAAAUAGUGUUUAAACUUAAAUCUCUGCAACUUUUUUUGCAAAUGUACUCUGUAUUCAAAUAUCUUUUAAGUCAGUCCUAGAUUUCAAUUUUUUGUAUGAUUCUCAUUUGCAUUUUAUAAUAUGGUUAUAAAAGUAAUGAAAUGAUUGACAAUCAUAAGAAAAGUUUUGAAGUCUUCCAUUGAUAGUUACAAGUUUAUACUCUUUGUUGACAUAAGGUACAUACAUAAUGACAAAGUAAUAAUGGUAAUUAAUUGCUGCAGAAAGAGAAAGGUCUUUUUAUGUGAAAAGUAAAAUAACAAAAAUACCAAACAUGUAAAUGAAUCAUUUUAAUGUGAAAGAUACUGAUAUUUUAUAAAAGGUGCUUUAUUUAAUGUUUCACAUCAGAAUAAUCUAUUUAUAUAUUUAUGUUAGAACAGCUGCAAUGUGCUCUUCAAGAAAUAGAGGAAUAAAUGAUGAUAGUUUAUCUUUUAAUGUAUCAGUUUAUACUGCUUAAAGGGACUGCAGAAGCAAGCAGUAUGGUAUAAUUGGGAAGUAGGGUUUUUAUAAAAGCUAGAAUUAUAGCAUUUUUAUUAAAGUCUCUAAUGUAGAAGAACAUCAACUUUAUUUUCUUCCAAGGUAAAAAUAAAUGGAAAAUACUUUAAUUGUAUUUAUAAAAAAUUUUGAACAAUAAUUAAAGUUUUAAAGCAAGUGUGAUGUAAAAUAAUUAGUGAUAUAAUAUAUUACAGAGGUGUACUUUUAUUGCCAAUUAUUGUAUAUACAUUUAAUAUGUGAACUCUACUAUAAUGUAAAUCAAAAUCGCUAUUGAAUUUGCUGCGCUUUAAGCAUGUCUGAAUGAAAUUUUGUCAAGAAUUCUUUAAGGCCAAUAGUUUUGGAAGGCUUUAGAGUAUGCUCAAGGAUUUUUUUUGUGAUUUGCAAGUAAUAGAAAGAAUGUAAAGUAUAUCAGAUAAUUUGGUCUCUUUUAAAUCUUUACCACAAACUGUAUUGCAAAGAUAUAGAAACGAACAAUUAUAACUGCUUCAAUUAUUUUAAUCUCUCAUUAGUUUUUCAUAGAUUUCAUAUAAUCAGAACAGAUCAAACCAAUUCUUUGUGUAAGAAUGUAAAUUUCAUGAUGACAAUAUCAAGUGCUCUACACUUUGAACUCUGAGUUUAACCUUUAACCUCGGUAUAUAAAAUCUAAUGUGCUGGGAACAUGUUUAAAUAUAAAUGAAAAUAAAAGGAUAUAUGUGGUAUACAUCAAUUAGACAGCAACCAAACGACACAAAUAAUUUACAGAUGUAAACAUACAAUCUACAAUAAUAAACAUGUAUAUCAAGCUCUAAAUCAAUCAGAGUUUUAUAAAGUUGUGAAUAAGUUAGACAGAAAUGGUCGAAGGUGAAGAUAUCUCUUUAGUAACAGUCAUUAUGUUUAUAAUUUAAUUUUUAAAGAUGAUUUAUAUAGAACUUGCAUCAGGUUACAUUAGAGCAUGUUUGAACUUUAGUUUGAUCCAGCAUUUAAGUAUAAUGCAUUUAAAAAUACAAACGAAUCUUGGAAUUGUACAAAGUAGAAAUUUGUAAAUACUGUACAUGUAAUUGUAUAGCAAUACACGUAUAUAUACAUAUAUACAUAUAAAUAAUUCAGACUAGUUGAUUUUAUUUUAUUAAGUUUUGAGGUUAAAUAUUGUAAAUGGUAUACAUAUAUAUAUAUAUAUAUAUAUUAUUUGUUUAGUUAGAUACAUUGGCACCGUUGUAAACAAAUAGUUUUAUAAGUAAAAUAUACAAUUUUGCAAUCCCUGCAGUUCAACCUUUUGAACAGAUUAAUUUUUCACACUUUUAUUUUUAUCAAUUCUGUUAUAGAACAACAAUAUGGAAGAACCAUAGAAUACAUAUGAAAGUAUAUUACAGUCUUAGCGCCUACCCUCAAAUGGAAUAGCUCUAAUGUUUGUCACAUUACAAAAUAAUUAGCUCCUUAUUUGAGUUUAAACUGUAGCAAAACAUAUAUAAGUGGUAGAUUUUAGUUCUUAUAUUCACUUUGAAAUCCAGAUGUAAUUGACGAGAGAAUUUUUAAAUGGGAGCUCAUUACACAUUUUUUCCUUGUAAUUUUUAUUUAACAAUUUUUAAGUUACAGAUGAGUCCACUAAAAUUAGGAGAAGCAUAAUAUGUUUUCUUAGUGACAGUUACACAUUUUAAGUCACAACCAUUUUCUUUUUGUACAAGUGCAGAAGCUUAUUUGGGAGCAAGAGAUUUUUAGGAUUUUUUUUUUAUUUGAUGUCACUCACAAUUUGAUUUGAAUGAUUUUUUUGACAAGUACCGUUAAGUAUUGGAAGUCUUUGUACUGACAUAUUACCUCAAAUGGUCAAAUGCAGGUGUAUUCUAACAUAGAUAUCAGAGCCAGCUUCUUUUCUUGGCAGAGUUCUUUUAUCAGAAGUUCCAUCAUUCUCAAGAAAAACAAUGUUGUUGAAAAUUAUUCUAUUUGAAAUAAAAGAUGUAAAUAAUAAUUAUAUAUUUUUCUAGCUAGUGCUAAGUUGUUAAUAUCUUUGUUGGAUUUAAACCUUUCCCCAUUUUUGAUUAGUACAUAUAUCUGUUUAAACAUUUUUAAAUUAUUUAUUUUCUUGACAAAAGUAUUUCUAGAUGAACUGAAUAAAAAAAAAAUCCAACUAACCGCAUUUCACCUAGUAAGUCCAGAAAGAAGUAACUUGAUUCCAGAAAAAUAAUUUGAAAUAUAUAAUAAGUAUAUCUGAUGAAAGAAAUUUUUGAGUAAAACAUGUUAUAAGGAUAGAAACACCAUGCUUCAGAUUGAUCAGUAGUUUAAAUAUAUGGGACAAUAAUUUUCAUUGAUUUAAUUGGUAAGGGUGAAUCAUGAAUUAUAAUUUCCUGUGUACUGGAAAAUUUUUAUUUUUUUUUCUUAAAACACAAAAAUUUGUACAUAAGUCUUUAUUAUAUAAAGCCAUUCUAAAGAAAGGAUAACUCUCUUCCAAGGACUUUUGUGUUAUACACAGAAGCAGUAUUUUUAUUAAUCAACCCCUCAGUAAGUCAUCUCAAUAAUAAGGCCAUAAGUCCUUUGAGUGACCUUAUGAGGGAUGGGGUGGAGAAAUCAAGUUUACCUGAACCAAUGGUUUAUCACAAUACAUGCUUCAUGAGAUAUCAGAAAAAUGGCUGUUCUUAGUUGUCCUAUUGUAAGACUUCUGUAGAAUAAUGAUAUAUGUAAUUACGUUCAUUCACUUAUAAACAAGAAAUAUCUUUUUCCUUUCUACCUGUAUCAAGCCAAUGCCAAAAAACAAGAACCUGUGAUGCUUAGAAAAUAAAAGCAAUCAAAAUA